AUGUUCGUCAGCGGUGCCGUUAGAAUGGAUCGUGGAGCUAAUUCCCAGAUUCUGUCUAUUGGCUUAGGAGCAGGUUAUAUUAACUCCUACCUCCACAGUUUGUAUUCCAAGAUGAAUAUCACGGUCGUAGAAAUAGAGUCAAAGAUGGUGAAAAUUGCUCAGAAAUGGUUCAAUCUAGUAUUGGACAACUUGCAUCGAGUAAUUGUCAUGGAUGGUAUCGAGUUUUUGAGAAAAGCUGCUAUGGAAGGUGCCGUCAUCAUGAAUUUAUUAAGCCUCGGCUUGCCAAAAACGGAGGCAGCCGAGCAGGUUUUACACAACUUUAAAAAGUUUUUUAAACACUGUGUUGUGAGAGAUGCUGAAGAUUCUCCUCCAAAUAUGGUGGCAACAUGCUCUCAAAAUGAGCGUCUAGGGAAUCUGAAAGAAGAAUACGAUAGAUUUCUAAAAAUUGCAUUUUAA
Messenger RNA from Haemonchus placei, 456 nucleotides. NCBI's taxonomy places the organism in Eukaryota, Metazoa, Nematoda, Chromadorea, Rhabditida, Trichostrongylidae. The record is from the annotation of a GenBank genome assembly.